AUGGGGCUUGCGUGUACUAAGAAUAAAGAUUAUUCGAAUGCCCGCGCCUUUUAUCAGAAGACAUUGGAGCUAGAGGAGAAAUUUACUCCUCCGGAUGACUAUGAGCUAAGUGUCACUUAUAGUGGUCUUGGUACUCUACACAUGGCUCUUGCGGAAUACUCAACUUCAUUAUCGUUUUUUCAAAAAUCAUUAGAAAUUCGAGAGAAAAUCUUUCCUGCGAAGCAUCCAAAAAUCCUCAAACCUUACAGUAAUCUGGCUGUGUUAUAUAAGUGUAUGAAAAAUUACUCCGCUGCACUGUCAUUUUUCCAAAAAGCUCUGGAAACCGACUCCAACAACUCGUUUGAGAAUCAGUUGAUACGGAUCAAUGUUUACUCACAUCUGCGUGAUAUCUAUCGUUUAAUGGGAGACAACGGUAUGGCAAUGUUAUAUGCACAGCUCGUUGUGAACUCAAGUGAGGACCGCAAAUGA
Adineta ricciae is the source of this 468-nucleotide messenger RNA. The record is from the annotation of a GenBank genome assembly. NCBI's taxonomy places the organism in Eukaryota, Metazoa, Rotifera, Eurotatoria, Adinetida, Adinetidae.